Cylicostephanus goldi is the source of this 330-nucleotide messenger RNA. Lineage: Eukaryota; Metazoa; Nematoda; Chromadorea; Rhabditida; Strongylidae. The record is from the annotation of a GenBank genome assembly.
AUGGGACCCGUUCCGGUAUGGGCCGUCUGGUUGUUUGCUGCAUGCUUUCUACUUAUAAUCGUGGUAUUAUUGUUGGAUUAUUGUGUUAUCCGACGUAACGCUUUGGGAAACAACUGUUGUACUCGAGCACGACAGAAACGAAAUCCAGCCAGCGCUGUUCAUCAAAAGAGAUCUACCAACAUGCUUCUCAAUGUAUGGGUAAUGUUUGAUUUACUGAAAGCCAGCAUUUUCAACUAUCAAUCGCUCUACUGUAUGCAGUGGUACCAAGUGGAAUUACUAAGGAUUUUCAAAAAUUAUCAUUUCAAAAAAUUUCAAAAAUUGGAACCUUGA